AUGUCUGCGUUAAUGGAUAUUGUAAUGCCCAGACUGGACUUCCUCUGGUCCACGAAAUUCUGGGCUGUUUUCCAUACGAUUUUAUGGCUUUGGCGCUACGUUCGUCUGCUUGUCCACUGCGUCAGCCAUUGGAUUUAUAAGUCCUAUGUACCCAACUGGGAAAAGCCGCGGUACACCUCGCAGGACGUAACGGUGAUCAUCCCAACCAUCCAUAACCGGCCAGAGGAGCUGCGGCCCUCGCUCGAGAGCAUUCUGGCCUGCAAGCCCGCCAAGCUGAUCCUCGUAACUACGUGGAACAAGCAUGAGGCGCUGAGCCGCGUAGCUGCGACUCUGCGCGUGCCGGAUCCCGCGUCGCCCGUCGAGAUUGAGGUGCUGCACGUGGACAAGGCAAACAAGCGGCUGCAGGUCUGCAAGGCGCUGGAGGACGACCAUGUCAGGACGGCCAUCACGGUCAUGGCCGACGACGACGUGGAGUGGCCGUCUACCCUGAUGCCUUGGCUACUCGCACCCUUCGAGGACGACAGGAUGGGCGGGGUCGGGACGUGCCAGAGGGUGAAGCGGGUGGUUGACGGGGAUGUCACGACCCGCAUCUUCAACUGGCUCGGGGCCGCGUACAUCGAGCGACGCAACUUCGAGAUUUCGGCCACGCACAACAUGGACGGCGGCACCUCGUGCAUGUCCGGGCGCACCGGCGCCUACCGCACGCAGAUCCUAAAGAGUUACGAUUUCUUGGGGGGCUUCAAGAACGAGAAGUGGGGAAGGUACAUCCUCAAUGCUGACGACGACAACUUUGUGACGCGUUGGCUGGUGGCUCACCAGUGGAAGACUUGGAUACAGUACGAGCGCGAGUGCGAGAUCGAGACGACGCUAGAGAACAGCUACAAGUUCCUAUACCAAUGCUCUCGCUGGGCAAGGAGUAACUGGAGGAGCAACUGGACUAGCCUGGUACGCGAAAGAUACGUUUGGACUCAGCAACCCUGGAGCUUGUAUGCGCUGCAUUUUGCCACGUUCACUUCGCUAGCCUUCGUGGUCGACCCGCUCCUGCUCUUCUCAUGCUGGUGGGGUACGGAGAACUGGGAGCCCAGAAAUCGGUACAUUCUUCUUGGGGCGGAGAUCGUAUUCAUGUUUGGCUUUACCAAAGUUGUGAAACUGGUUGGUCUGUUUCGCAGGAACCCGAGCGACAUCAUGUUCUUGCCAGUAUCGAUCGUCUUCGGCUACUUCCACGGCCUGAUCAAGCUAUACGCGCUUUUCACGCUCAAACAGACUUCCUGGGGUAGCCGUGAGGACGGUGAUGAGCACAACACCUUCCGUCUGCAGAAGGAGCCUCCCCGCAGCCAGAGCAUGGCGACGCCCUCGGGGCCGGACUUGCCCAAGGCUAUGGAGUGCUUCCGGUUCUCGCAGGUUCGCCGCGCGGCCUUCUUGUCAGAGAAGCACAGUUUUACCCAGGGAUAUGCCGUUACUACGGACUGCCUGUACGCGAAAGCCACGAAACCUUCAUCCAUACAGCACGGCGGCGCCCUGGCUGCUGACCAGGGCACAAACCCUCUAUUGAAUGCGCCAGGGGGGGGCAGUCUUGACGCGCUCUAG
This is a messenger RNA of Chaetomium strumarium, 1587 nucleotides long. Its product is annotated as glycosyltransferase family 2 protein. The transcript is spliced from 4 exons. The record is from RefSeq and is a predicted model, not a curated record. Bases 1 to 1587 code for a protein of 528 amino acids. NCBI's taxonomy places the organism in Eukaryota, Fungi, Ascomycota, Sordariomycetes, Sordariales, Chaetomiaceae.